This is a messenger RNA of Drosophila grimshawi, 4261 nucleotides long. Its product is annotated as endoplasmic reticulum transmembrane helix translocase. Gene Ontology annotation, biological process: intracellular calcium ion homeostasis. The transcript is spliced from 7 exons. Lineage: Eukaryota; Metazoa; Arthropoda; Insecta; Diptera; Drosophilidae. The record is from RefSeq and is a predicted model, not a curated record. Gene Ontology annotation, molecular function: ATP binding; P-type ion transporter activity; ATP hydrolysis activity. Gene Ontology annotation, cellular component: endoplasmic reticulum membrane. Bases 184 to 3873 code for a protein of 1229 amino acids.
CAUGACGGCGCAAGCAGCUGAGCGACAACGUUGCGUUUUUCUCCACAUAAGUUUCUAUUUUAUGUUACCCCAAAAUUGGAGUAAUUCUAAGCGAAAAUUGUGAGUGAAGCGUCAUCGCUUAGGGCAAACGAAGAACGGAAACGGAAACAAGAGGAUCGCAACAAAUCGCAAAUCCGGACACUGAUGAGCGCGACAGCCGUGACUACGGGCGGCGCUGCCGGCGACAACAACAACAAAAAUAAGAACGAGAAAAGAAACAACACCGCAGUUACAGCCACAGCUCUGGAUGAUGUGGUGCAAUAUGUGACGUUGUACGUGCGUAAACCGACGCCGCUAAGUGGUGUCGUGCUGCCCUUUGUGCCACUCUAUCUGACCGCUUUUUAUCUGUGGAUCUACGUGUACAAAAGCCACGACACCGAUGAGACUGCCGCCCUGCAGCAGCAGAACAAAACGGAUGAUGUGUUCGAUCGACUCGAUCAGGAUGACGGCGCCGCUUGGAAUGAAAUUGGUUUCAUUGCUGUGGUAGCCAUUGCAUUUCUGCAUGUGCUCACCCUGCUCUUCUGUUACUGGAGCGUUCACGUGCUCGCCUUUCUCACAUGUCGACGGGUCAAGCAGCCAGCGUUGGGUGUUCUAGCCAAGGUGGUGCCCACUGCGAAUAAUGGCAACUCCAAAAUUGUGCCCAUACAGAGCCUGAAGCUGGAGGAUGGCCAGCAGCAGUACUAUCUGGUGUUUCAGAAGACCAAAUACGUUUGGGAUGAGAACAAGGCGACGUUCCGUUCCGUGGAAUUUCCCGUCAAUGAACUGCUGAGUACUUAUGCCAACUCCCGCGGCCUGGAAUCGGAGCAAUCGAUUAAGACCGCCAUGCAAACGUAUGGCAACAAUGAAAUGGAUAUGGUUGUUCCGGAAUUUCAUGAACUAUUCAUUGAGCGCGCCACUGCGCCGUUCUUUGUGUUCCAAGUGUUCUCGGUGGGUCUAUGGUGCAUGGAUGAUUUCUGGUACUAUUCGCUGUUCACGCUCUUCAUGCUGAUCGCUUUUGAGUGUACGAUUGUUAAGCAACAGCUGCGUAACAUGUCCGAAAUACGCAAAAUGGGCAAUAAACCGUAUUUAAUAUAUGCGCUGCGCCAGAACAAAUGGCGUCACAUUGGCAGCAAUGAACUGUUACCGGGCGAUCUGGUGUCCAUUACCCGUUCUCAAAAUGAUAGCAUAGUACCGUGCGAUGUGGUCGUUCUGCGUGGCACUUGUAUUGUGGACGAGAGCAUGUUGACUGGCGAGUCAGUGCCACAGAUGAAGGAAUCCCUUGAAUCGCUGCAACAGCUCAACACCGAACUGGAUGUAGAGGGCGAGGGCAAGCUGACCGUACUCUUUGGGGGCACCAAAGUCGUCCAGCAUACGGCGCCCAGCAAGGUAUCGAUGCGUGCCCCCGAUGGCGGUUGUAUUGGUUAUGUCAUCCGCACUGGUUUUAACACAUCCCAGGGACGACUGCUGCGCACCAUUCUCUUUGGCGCAAAUCGGGCGACUGAAAACAAUUCGGAGACAUUUGCAUUUAUUGCAUUCCUGAUGGUUUUCGCUGUCGCCGCUGCAUCGUAUGUGUGGGUCAAGGGAAGCGAGGAUCUGGAACGCAAUCGCUACAAACUGUUUCUGGAGUGUGCUCUCAUACUGACGUCGAUUAUUCCGCCAGAUCUGCCCAUUGAGUUGACGCUGGCCGUGAAUACAUCGCUCAUACAAUUGACCAAAUUAUUUGUCUUCUGCACGGAACCGUUUCGCAUUCCCUUUGCGGGCAAGGUGCAGAUCUGUUGCUUCGAUAAGACGGGCACCUUGACAACGGAUAAUCUAAUGGUCGAGGGCAUCGCCGGACUGACGCCCAAUGGUAAAUGUGUGCCCAUUGAGGAGGCGGAGGAAGCCACAAUUCAAGUGCUCGCCUGUUGCCAUUCGCUGGCCCUGCUCGACGAUGGCCUUGUUGGUGAUCCGCUGGAGAAAGCCGCCUUGGCUGCCGUGGACUGGAACCUCACCAAGUCGGACAGUGUGAUACCGAAACGUGGCAAGCUCAAACCGUUGCGUAUCGUGCAACGAUAUCAUUUCUCAUCGGCCCUGAAGCGAAUGUCUGUCCUUGCUGGCUAUCUGAUGCCCUUCUCUAACGAUAUCAAUUAUAUUGGUGCUGUCAAGGGUGCUCCCGAAGUCAUUAUGGGCAUGCUGAAGAACAUUCCACAAGAUUACGAGAAGAUCUACUUGGAAUACGCACGCCGUGGUGCACGUGUUAUGGCGCUGGGUAUCAAGGAAUUUGGAACGCUUGGCGGUCAGCGCAUACGCGAACUAAAACGUGAGGAGGUGGAAUGUGACCUGACAUUUGCCGGCUUCGUGAUCAUCUCGUGUCCAAUGAAACCCGACUCCAAAUCCGUAAUUAAAGAGCUCGUGCACUCAUCGCACAAAGUUCUCAUGAUCACCGGAGACAGUCCGUUGACCGCUUGUCAUGUAGCCCGGGAGCUGCGCUUUACGACCAAGAAACUUCUGAUAUUGACGCGACCGCCGCUGCAACAGGAAGGUAUGGAUGACUGGAGCUGGGUGUCCGUCGAUGGCGAGCGCACCUAUGCCGUGGACGAAGUGAAGGCAGCCAAAAACAUUGCUAUGCUGCUGGCCGCCCACGAUCUGUGCAUCACCGGCGAAGGAUUAAUGUAUCUGCAGCAGUCGCAUCCUGCCUACAUGCUCAAGGUGCUGCCCCAGGUCACCGUCUGUGCGCGUUUCGCACCCAAACAAAAGGAGUACAUCAUAACGACACUGAAACAGCUCGGCUACUAUACACUCAUGUGCGGCGACGGCACCAACGAUGUGGGCGCCCUCAAGCACGCUCACGUGGGUGUCUCCCUACUGACCAGUGCGCCCGUGAAGCGCAAACGCACCGAACAGGAAUUGCAGCAGAUCAAUGCAGCUGCCACAGCAGCCGCCGCAGCUGCAACGGCCAACGCCAAUCAACAGCUGUCGCCGCGUGAGCGUGCCCUGCGUCGACGCCAGGAGCAUAUCGAUCGGACACAGGCGCGUCUCCAGCACGCCCUGCGCGACAUGGAGGAGCAAACAAUGGUGAAACUAGGCGAUGCGUCUAUUGCGGCGCCAUUUACCAGCAAACUAUCUUCAAUUAUGUGCGUGAACCACAUCAUCAAGCAGGGCCGCUGCACUCUGGUCACCACACUGCAAAUGUUUAAGAUUCUGGCGUUGAAUGCACUCAUCCAGGCCUAUUGUCAGUCUGUGCUCUAUAUCGAUGGCGUCAAGUUCAGCGAUACGCAGGCCACCAUGCAAGGCAUUUUUAUAGCGGCAUGUUUUCUGUUCAUUACACGCUCCAAGCCACUGAAAACGCUGUCGAAGGUCGCACCACUACCAAACAUAUUCAAUUUGUACACCAUAUCAACGAUACUCACACAAUUUGCGGUGCACUUUGGUGCGCUCUACUAUCUAACCAGUGAAGCCACGGCGCUGGCGCCGCCCAGAGUGGGCAAGGUGAAACUGUAUAUUGACAUGGAUGCCGAAGAGAAAACCAAAUAUGAUCCGAAUAUAGUUAGCAGCACGGUUUAUAUCAUUUGCGUAUCGCUGCAGGUGGCCACCAUUGCGGUUAACUAUAAGGGACAUCCGUUUAUGGAGAGCCUGCGAGCUAAUCGUAUGCUAAUGUGUGCCAUUGGGGCCUCUGCUGCUUUGGUGUUGUUCCUCACCACUGGCAUUGUGCCCGGCCUGACGCAAUUCUUUGAAAUCGUUGAUUUUCCAGCAAAUUUCCGCCAAACAUUGCUCAUUGUACUGGUUGUGGAUAUUGUUGGCGCGUUUGCAUUGGAUCGCAUUUGUUCAUUCCUAUUUGGGGAGACGCGUAGCAAGUCCAAAGUCCUAAACUGUUAGAGCUAGAAGUUACCAACAACCACAAAUGACUUAGACAGCGCAUCAUUCAGUGCGCAGAUUCCACCUCCUUCUCCUUUAAUAAGUACAUUUUCAAUAUAUCUCAAGUAUGAUUUUCAUAAAUUUGUGAGUUGAGUCCCUCCCUCAGGUCUAUCAGCGGCUCCACUGGCUGCAACUUGUAUUUAAUCUUAGAGUGGUUUAUUUUUGGCGUCGGUUUCUUAAUUGUUUAAAUUAAUGAACAAUACAAAUAAUGCAUUUUUUGCUCAUACAUGUAUUUGAAAGUUUUGUGCGCUUAAUUUGUCGGAUCUAAUGAGUUUAUUAAUUAAAAUAUGCAAUUAGUAAAAUUGACGUAAGAAUUUGUAAUCGUAAUAAAUAUGUAGCUAAAAAAAUA